Messenger RNA from Harmonia axyridis, 1091 nucleotides. Its product is annotated as protein IMPACT-like. Gene Ontology annotation, cellular component: cytoplasm. The transcript is spliced from 5 exons. The coding region runs from base 108 to 884 and encodes 258 amino acids. The record is from RefSeq and is a predicted model, not a curated record. Gene Ontology annotation, molecular function: protein binding. Lineage: Eukaryota; Metazoa; Arthropoda; Insecta; Coleoptera; Coccinellidae. Gene Ontology annotation, biological process: regulation of translational initiation.
UCGUUUUGUCAGUAGAUAACCUUUAAUUUUGAAAGAUCAUUCAAAAUUGAGUUUACAUUUUAUAUUAAUAAUUUUACUGUAUAGUUUGUAUAUAUCGCAAUUUAGAAAUGGAAGUUGAUGACAUAUCACAACAAGCUGACGAAAUUGAAGUACUCAAGUCAAUUUACGAAAAUGAAUGGAUUGCAGAGGAUGGAAGUGGAUCAUUCACUAUGAAAAUAUCGCCAUCAGUUAAAUUAUUUAUUACAUUACAGCCAGGAUAUCCCUCUAAAAACCCACCAAAAUAUGAAUUGAUGGCGCCUGAAUUGACUACUGACGAGAAACAUAAGCUCUACAAAGAAUUCAAAACUAUAUAUGAAGAAAGUAUGGGAAGUCCCAUUUUAUACCAAUGGAUUGAAAAACUUAAGGAAUAUACUAUUUACAAACCUAAGAGUAAAAAAGACAAAGAGAAACUUGAUGAACCUCUUACUAAAAAUAUUCUCAAGCCAGUUGUUGAUCUUCAAAGGUUUUCUAGAGAUGUUGUUCAUGGUCCAAUUAUAGAAGACCGUAAAAGUGUAUUUCAGGGACAUGUAUGCGCUGUAUUUAAUGAGAAUGAUGUUAAGGAUUUUUUAGAGUUCUUGAUGGAAAAUAAGAAAAUAGCACAAGCUACUCACAAUAUAUAUGCAUAUAGGAUUACUAAAAAUUCGUCAUUUUUACAGGAUUGCGAAGACGAUGGUGAAAAUCAUGCCAGCAAAAGAGUUUUACAUUUAUUGCAGUUGCUCAAUUUGGAAAAUGUUAUGGUUGUUAUAUCCAGAUGGUUUGGAGGCAUACAGCUUGGUCCAGACAGAUUCAAACAUAUAACAAAUGCAGCCAGGCAGGCCUUGGUGCAAGCUGGAUUCAUAAAAUAACUAUUAUUUAUUAUUUUAAGAAACAAUUCUAUGUAUAUAUUUUUAUUGAUUCUAUAAUUAAUUGAAUAACAUUGAAGAAUGUUAGAUGAAAAAUUUUAUUAUAAUAUUAAUUCAAAAAAAUGUGAUAAUACUUAUACCACUCUUUUAUUUUUACAUCAAAAAAUAUUUGGAACUGUUCAAGAAAAUAAAAUUUUUACUCAACUCGAA